CUUGUUCUAUCAGCCGAACACGCUUUCCCCAAUUUUGUUUUCGCGCGAACUCCCUCACAGCCAACCCUAGAAUCGAUUCCGCCGCCGCCCACCUCUUUCCUCUCCCGCGCGCGGCGCCUGCCUGCAACGCGACCGGCUGCUUUCUCCAGCUUCAACGCCGUCGGCUGCCUUCUCCGUCCGUCCGGAUUGCAGCCACCUUUCUUCUCGGAGACCCUCCGUCAGCCCCGUUUUCUUGGCCUGCGCGGUCGUCAGCCUCCUUCGUCGGAGUCGCAGGCCCCUCUCCUGCUGGGAGCCUCCGCGCGGAGCGCAGCCGCAGGACGCCCUCAUCGGCCGCAACGACGCUGCUGGCCACCAUCGCCAUCUGGAGCACUGGAGCCUGUGGCCUCUCCUGAAAGAACACUGUCAAAAAAGGAUGGAAGAGGAUCGCAGUUGGAUGUACAAUGGACGUAGAAAGCGUAAUCAGGGUUUGAUGCAUUGUUGAAUGUGUUUGGUGCUCUCCUUCCACAAGGCCACAAGCUACCUCUCAAUUUAUAUGAGGCUAAGAAAUUUCUAAGUGCACUGACCAUGCCAUAUGAGAAAAUAGAUGUAUGCCCAAAAUAUUGCAUGCUCUUUAGAGAGGAAAAUUCAGAGAAGACCCAUUGUGACAAGUGUGGUGAGAGUAGAUAUGUGGAGGUGCAGAACAGCUAUGGUGAAAAGAAGCAACUAAAUAUUCCAAUGAAAGUCCUUCGUUAUAUACCAUUCAUCCCAAGACUUCAACGGUUAUACAUGUCUGAACCACAAGCCAAGCAAAUGACUUGGCACAAGUAUGGCCAUAGGUACCAUCCUAACAAGAUAGUACACACCGCUGAUGCUGAAGCAUGGAAGCAAUUUGAUCGCGACUUUUCGGAAUUUGCAUCAGACGCUCGGAAUGUUAGGAUUGCAAUAGCAACAGAUGGGUUUAAUCCAUUUGGUAUGGGUGCUGCCUCCUACACCUGCUGGCCUGUGUUUGUCAUCCCUCUCAACCUUCCACCUGGUGUUUGCAUGCAGAAACACAACAUGUUCCUUAGUUUGAUUAUCCCUGGACCUGAUUAUCCCGGCAAGAAAAUUAGUAUGUACAUGGAGCCUCUAGUUGAUGACCUACUCCAUGCCUGGGAGCAUGGUGUGCAGACAUAUGAUCGGGCCACUAAACAGAAUUUUAACAUGCGGGUGUCAUAUUUAUUCUCGUUCCAUGAUCUUCCAGCCUAUGGGAUAUUUUGUGGGUGGUGUGUACAUGGUAAGAUGCCAUGUCCAGUCUGUAUGGAGGUGCUUAAAGGAAGACGGCUGAAGUUUGGUGGAAAGUACUCCUUCUUUGAUUGCCAUAGACAAUUCCUUCCUCAUGGUCACAUUUUUAGAAAUGACCCAAACUCUUUUCUUGCAAAUACUACUGUUACGACUGAACCACCUCAUCGGUUCAAAACUGAAGAGGUUCAUGUUCGCUUGCAACGUCUGCAACCUGCUGCCAAUGGAGAGGGGUUUGAAGGUUACGGUGAGGAUCACAAUUGGACACACAUUCCAGGCUUGUGGAGGCUCCCAUACUUCCAUAAAUUAGUACUUCCUCAUAACAUUGAUGUCAUGCACAAUGAAAAAAAUGUUGCUGAGGCAAUAUUUAACACUUGUUUCGAUAUACCAGAGAAAACGAAGGAUAAUGUGAAGGCUCGACUUGAUCAAGCAAUACUCUGUAACCGACCUGAUCUUAACAUGAUCCGGAGGCAAACAUCUGGGCAGUGGUUGAAGCCAAGAGCUGAUUUUUGUUUGAAUAGGACUCAAAAGAAGGAAAUAUUAGAAUGGUUUCAAACACUCAAAUUCCCUGAUGGGUAUGGAUCAAACCUAAGGAGAGGAGUGAACUUCAAAAAGAUGCGAAUCAAUGGGUUAAAAAGCCAUGACUACCACAUAAUGAUGGAACGCCUUUUACCAGUCAUGUUCCGUGGCUACUUUCAACCUUAUUUGUGGGAAGUGAUAGCGGAGUUGAGCUUCUUUUAUCGUAAAUUGUGUGCAAAAGAGGUAGAUCCAAUUGAGCUUGAAAGCAUGGAACUUCAAGUGCCUGUUUUGCUUUGUAAGUUAGAAAUGAUCUUUCCAUCCGGAUUUUUUAAUCCAAUGCAGCAUCUAAUUCUUCACCUACCAUACGAAGCAAGGAUGGGAGGGCCAGUACAGUACCGAUGGAUGUAUCCAGGUGAAAGAGACCAAAAGGAUCUUAAGAGCAAAGUAAAAAACCGAGCUCGUGUUGAAGCAUCUAUAGCAGAAGCAUAUAUACUAGAUGAAAUCGCAAACUUCACAACCAUAUACUUUGCUGAUCAAGUGUACACAGUUCACAAUCCAGUCCCUCGGUACAAUGUUACUGUUGAGUCGAGAGAAUGCUCACUUAGCCUCUUCUCUAUUAAGGGUGAUUCUACUAGCCGAGGAGUCACUAGACACUUAACUGAAGUGGAGUGGGAGGCUGCCAUGUUGUACGUCCUCACAAACCUGCCUGAAGUGGAUGACUACGUUGGGAAAUUCUUACAUGAGGAGUGGAGUAGACGAGGCGAGCCAACAAGACAGCAAAAGGAGAACCUCUUACGGAAUGGUGCUAGGAAUGGUUGUCCUAAUUUCGUAACCUGGUUCUACCAACAAAGUCUUAUAGACAUGAAUAUGAAUGAUGAUCUGAAGCAAGUAGCUAAAGGAUGCCAUACUAGAGUGAAGACCUAUAGUAUUUAUGAUGUGAAUGGCUAUCGAUUCCGUACAAAUAAAUAUGAGAAGGAGAGGCCAAAUGCAACCACCAUAAAUAGUGCUUGGUGACAAUAGGACAAGGAGAAAAUAGUGAUAUCACUGAUUAUUAUGGCUACAUCAAAGAAAUAAUUGAACUUAGUUUUCAUGGUGAUAGUGAACUCACUCUUGUGCUUUUCAACUGCCAUUGGUUUGACCCUGCCCAAACAAGGUACACCCCACAGUAUGGUUUAGUGGAAGUUGCCCAUUCAUCAACACUUGCAGUGUAUGAGCCAUUUGUUGUAGCUCAUCAAGCCACACAAGUUUAUUACAUACCAUACCCAUGCAAAUCUGUACCAGCCCUGAUCGAUUGGUGGGUAGUUUACAAGGUUCAGCCAACUGGAAAAAUAGCAGCCCCUGUGGAUAAGGACUACGACUUUCUUCCCAACAAUGAUAAUGUCCAUUAUUUCCAAGAAGAUGGUCUCCAAGGCACUUUUGUAGUUGAUCUUAUGGAAGGACUCCAUAAUGUUUCUGAAGCCACCACUAGAGAUGCCGAAGGCAUUGUCAAUGACAAGGACUUGCAGCUUCUAAAUGGAUCCAAUGUGCUACAACAAGAUGAAUCUGAUAGUUCUGAGUUUGAUGAAGAUGAGGAGGAGGGCCCCAUCAUUGAUGAAUAUUUCUAAAACCGAUGAAGAUGACAACGACGAGGACCACUUCUGUGCUGACUUGCUAAGUUAUGAAGCAAUAUAAGUAGCAUCAUUAGAGCUGAUCAGAAAAGGUGUAUUCUCAAGUUUCAACUGCAUGUUCUAGGACCAAUGAACUAAAUAAUCUGGUGCUAGCUAUUGUCUCAAAGAUUUGAGUAUUUGCUUUAAGUGACAUGGACCAUGAUCAGCUUGUAUGCUUAUUCAUUACAACCAAUUUUUACCAAAAUAUAUGCCUAUGUCUGGGAUUUGGCAUCUCUUCUAUGCUUGGUGAAUUGUAUUGUGAUGAAAAUUUGUCUUGAUGAAUCUCAAAUGAUAGGGAUGCAAUGCAGUGAAUUGUAUUGUGA
Oryza sativa Japonica Group (Japanese rice) is the source of this 3745-nucleotide messenger RNA. RefSeq lists its product as uncharacterized. The record is from RefSeq and is a predicted model, not a curated record. NCBI's taxonomy places the organism in Eukaryota, Viridiplantae, Streptophyta, Magnoliopsida, Poales, Poaceae.